AUGGUGCACACUCCGAAUUGCGACACUCUACCACCCUUCAUAGUAACGGAAGAAUCGGUAGAAGAAGAGACGGUGCGUGGUUAUAAAGCGGAGCACUACUACCCAGUAAGGACUGGCAACCUGUUCCACAAUCGGUACAAAGUCAUUGGCAAACUCGGCUUCGGAUCAGCCUCAACUGUCUGGCUCUGUCAUGACUUACAGAAAAGGAAAGAGUACGUCGCGCUCAAGGUUUAUAUCAACAGCUCCAAGGUGCACCGCGAACUCCCGAUUUACACUCAUAUCAACAGCCUAGACUCGCAGCACGGAGGGCGCAACCAUGUACGAAAAUUGCUGGAUUCCUUCGAUAUUAGUGGUCCUAACGGGAGGCAUACUUGUCUUGUCCACGAGGCGCUAGGGAUGAAUUUAGAGGAGCUACGGGAAUUAGUCCCUGGUCGAGUAUUCGCAGCGGAUCUUAUCCGUCAGAGCCUUCGCGAUGUGUUACGUGGGAUGCACUUCUUACACGAAGAAGCUCAUGUUGUUCAUACAGACAUACAACCCAAGAACAUUCUGCUUGGUGUCUUAGAUACUUCUGCAUUCGCCAGAUUUGAGCAAUACGAACAGGAACACCCGAUGCCAUGCAAAGAAACACCUUCCGGUACCGUGUAUGUUUCGCGGCAAAUGCCAUUGACAAAAGGCGCCCCAUCACUCUGUGAUUUGAGCGAGGCACGUUUUGGUAACAUUCCAAACGUCGAUCUUGUGAUGCCUGACGUUUAUCGAGCGCCCGAGGUUAUACUAGGAAUGCCAUGGAGCUAUUCAAUCGAUGUGUGGGGUUUUGCUAUGACACUAUGGGACUUGUUCGAGCCGAAACGGCUGUUCUCCCCAUAUGACGAGAAUGGACGCUACUCAGAGCAUCGCCAUAUUGCUCAAAUGAUGUCAAUUAUGGGACCUCCACCGCUAGAAUUUAUACGUCAAUCCGCGAAGAGCCAGCAAUUUUGGGACGAUGAAGGUACAUGGAGAGAUGUUGUACCCUUGCCAAACAUUAGUCUCGAGGCUGCAGAAAAACGACUACAGGGGGAGGAGAAGGAACUCUUUCUAACCUUUUUAAGAAAGAUGCUUCAAUGGAGGCCUGAAGAUAGGAAAGGCAUUCAAGAUGUUUUCAUGGAUGAGUGGCUUCUAGAUGAUCUCAUCAAGGCUGGAGAAGUGGUACGCGAGCAAUAACAAGGCGCCUAUUCUAAGAGGUCUCAUACGCUAUGUCCCAGGUAUUUGUGAUUAUCCGGACGAGAGUAGUAUGCGUGACUCGCUACUACAUUGAUAAGUGCAACCAGCUCAGCGAAGCAGUCUGCCAAUAACAUCGGACGUGCCGCUAGUUAUUGUUUUAUCUGCUGCACAUCAGUUUCAUUUAGCGCCAGCUCCAAUUUUAGACUAAUUGCUUGCAACAACAUAAAU
Messenger RNA from Sphaerulina musiva SO2202, 1425 nucleotides. RefSeq names its product protein kinase. The record is from RefSeq and is a predicted model, not a curated record. Lineage: Eukaryota; Fungi; Ascomycota; Dothideomycetes; Mycosphaerellales; Mycosphaerellaceae. The transcript is spliced from 4 exons. Gene Ontology annotation, biological process: regulation of mRNA processing; spliceosomal complex assembly; protein phosphorylation. Bases 1 to 1197 code for a protein of 398 amino acids. Gene Ontology annotation, molecular function: protein kinase activity; ATP binding.